Molecule: messenger RNA, 3480 nt
Organism: Thermothielavioides terrestris NRRL 8126
Lineage: Eukaryota; Fungi; Ascomycota; Sordariomycetes; Sordariales; Chaetomiaceae
Exons: 5
Coding region: 120-3092 (990 amino acids)
Molecular function (GO): DNA binding
Source: RefSeq, a predicted model, not a curated record
CGCGGCGGUGGCAGCCUCCAUGGAUGUCGCUCCUAACGUGAGGUGCCUUGAAGUCCGCGAGCAGGGCGUUCCCGAACCGCGGCCGUGCAACCCAGAGGUACUCCAAGGUGCAUGCUCUCAUGCUCCACUGGGGUUCUGAUGACCUGUUUGUGCUGCCCGAGCUUGAGGACCUGGAGAAGUGCCUGCGUGAGCACUACAACUAUGAGACCGACAUCUUCUCCAUCCCCUCCGAGAACUCCCAUCUGGAGCUGAUGCUCAAAAUUGGCGACAUGGUCAAGAAGCACGAGUCCGAGGACACCCUGCUAAUAGUGUACUAUGGCGGUCACGCCCGGAUAGACGAGUCGCGUCAAAGCACCUGGUGCGCGAACCGGCGUCCUGGGUCCCCGUGGCUCCAAUGGUCAGCCAUUCAAACUCUCCUCGAACGGUCCGUCUCGGACGUCUUGAUUCUCCUCGACUGCUGCGCCGGGGCCGCAAGCGCCAGCUUCCCCACCGGCCAGAGCAUCACCGAAACCAUCUCUGCUUCCAGCUGGGAUGCCAUCGCCCCCGACCCGGGUAGAUAUUCCUUUACGAACGCCCUGAUUGAAGUCCUCCUAGAGUGGCGCCAACGGACGUUCUCGGCCGCCAUGCUACAUGCCGAGGUCCUUGCUCGCCUGAAGCAUCCGCGCCCAAUCCUCAUCAAUGGGAAGCAAUUUGAAGCGCGUUCGACCCCAGUCCACUUCAUGAUGACGUCGAACCACAAGGCUCCCAGCAUCGAGAUCUGCCGACUAGUCCCUCCCAACCGGCUGCCUCCAUCACCCCCGAAUGAGUUGGCCUUCUGGAACCGCCCGACUCUACCGAGGAUGAUCGAAGGGAGGAACCCCGCCGAGCCGUACCCUCGUGCUCCCGAUUUCCGCAUUCCCGCCGCCUCGGACCCCAACGAGGACGAGCCUCACGUGCUCAUCUCCUUAGCCCUUGAGGAUGACCAACGAUUAGAUCUGAAUGACUGGGAAACUUGGCUGGCCGCGUUUCCCGCCAUUGCAAAAUACGUCAAGGUUCAAGGCGUUUUCAAGAGCCACUCGACUCUGCUCUUGUUAUCACUGCCCGUGAUGGUCUGGGACUUCCUGCCUGACGAUCCCGCAUGCUCUUUUGUAGCCUUCAUCCGGUCAAACAACCUCCUCCGACCUCAAACCUCGGGCUCGGAAGCGGCGGCAGACUCGCGCGUCCAUGUCACCAGCGAAGGUCCCGUAUCUACCCCGAUGCGCGACGACGCCGAGUCAUGCCUGUCGGGCACUACGUAUGGACCGACAGAGAGUUUCAACCUGGCCAGACGGGGCAUCGUUGGCCCCAACAUCAGCCGAAACCCAUCUACUGCUUCUGCGCCAUACCGAGACCCGCCUGCGGACUACAGGUUGCCUCAACGGGCAGGAACAUCGGGAGGAGGUUGGCCUGAAUAUGCCCCCGCGGACGUGCUCUCCCAGCCGGGACCGAGUGCAGGACUGAGAGUCCAGCCAUCAAUGGGCAGUCUUGGCGGGUCUCUCCGGAACGUGCCUUCCACGGCUUCUCUGGCCACGCUCGAGCGACGCCAACUCGGCCCGUUGGCUAUGUCAGCUGCCGCCGGCCACGAUUUGCCAGCGCCCGGUGAAGGGAUAACAAGAACAAUGAUCCUCAACCAGUCGCGGAGCUCCAAGAAAUCCGUCUUCUUGUCGGAUCAGGACGUUCCCCAGGGCCAACAGAUGGCUCCGCACGUCCUUCGACGCCUGGAGUAUUACUUCCAGAAGGAUCCGGACCCAAGCAUCGGCGUGGUGGAACAUCUCGCUUCGAAUCUUGGUGUCGAGACGUCGGAUAUCCACGUGUGGUUCCAUCAUCGUCGGGAGCAGGAGCGGAUGACAUACAACCUGCAAAACCUCAAAAUCGAGCACCACCACGGCCAAGCCCAGGAUGGCGCCGUCCACAUGAUUCUCCCUGGUCAUCUGAACAGGCUUCUCGAGAUAUAUCCAUCCAAGGGCGUCUUGCUCGUUGACCUGCGAUCUUCGACAGACUUCGAGAGGUCGCACAUCCACGACGCCAUCAACCUCCGCGCCCCGGUGAGCUUCGUCGAGCAUACCUCGCUGGAGAUGAUUGAAGACACCUUCAUGGACGACCAAAGCCGGCGCAGCUUUAGCAAAUGGUCUCAGUUCAAGUGCAUCGUCUUCUACGACCGCGUCAUCGAGUUCGACUGGGAGUGCCCCGUCGCUGAAGCCUUGUACACGAAGUUCAGGCGAAAGGGCUGGCAAGGCCAGUGCUUCAUUCUCAAGGGCCAUUACCGGGAAUUCUCGGCAUCGUUCGACAAGCACAUCAGCGGCGCGAAGAUGACCGGUGAAGCCAAGGAGUAUCUGGACAGUCUGCGACAGCAAUCCAGCCCAACGGAGGGAGAGGCGCGUAGGCGAGACGAGGAGUACCGCGAAUUCUUGAACCUAUUUACACUUCAGCACCCUGUGCCGAUAGUCGACCUCAUCCCUGCCCGGAAGCUCGAGCGGUUGAGGGCAGUGGAACAGAACCAAAAGGAGCUCGAGGUCGAGUUCGAGACGCGCUUCCCAGCACUAUACAAGAAGGCGCAAGCAAUGCGCCCUGCUCCGGCCAUGGACGAACCGCCGAGUCCAGCGCACCCAUCUCCCCCGCCCCCAUUCUAUAGAGAUCUGCGGACGGGCCAGUCGUUCAAGGAUGUCGACUGGGCAGGCGCUGGGAAAGGUGACGAGGACGAUUUCACUGCCAGGAAGGCAGCCCUGGUUGAGCCGCUUGCGAGUGGGCUGGAGAAGAUGCGCGAUGCCAGCAAUCUACAACGCGCAGAUUCCACAACAUCCUCCCGAGGCCACCAUGAAGAUUACCCGGAGAAAUUCAGGAGAGACUUCUACGCUGAUGAUUACGAGCACGACUUCGACGAAAUCGAUCCCAAGAGCGAGGGCUUGAGGAACGAUCCCGGAUUCCAGAAGGCCGGAGCGCCGAGCCCUGCUGGAAUUGAGCCCGGGACGGCUGUGAAGGCGCACGAGCGGGCGGGAGGUGAGGACACGUUGAAAAAGGGGUCAAAGAAGCGGCCACAACUUUGGGGUCGGCUAAGGAGCGGCGCCACAAAGUGAUAUCUGUCAAUGAGAAGGAAUGACGGAAAAGCUUUUGUGUUUCUUUGGAUACCACAACAUUUUUGCAUUUUCUGGUCUUUGUCUGAGGCCACUUUCGAGAUUCCAACUGGUGGGAAGGCGUUUGGCCAUGUACAUGUAUUCCGUACACCUCUCCUUUCGUUCCAAUACCCGGGGCUCGAUUGCAUAGCGAAUACCUGCACAGUAGCAAUUCUGCUUCUUCUUUGUUUACUGAAGUUCAUACGACAGGUAACUAGGUACACGAAUAACUGGCAUAACCACGCCUCGUGCCUUACUUCGCUGGUCCGCCUGUCCCUUGACAACCCCCUGUUUUGCCCCUGAGGGUAGAUUAAGCACACGCGGCCAGGCCGAAGCGAAGGCAACGUCCCGG